Molecule: messenger RNA, 694 nt
Organism: Westerdykella ornata
Lineage: Eukaryota; Fungi; Ascomycota; Dothideomycetes; Pleosporales; Sporormiaceae
Exons: 1
Coding region: 46-594 (182 amino acids)
Source: RefSeq, a predicted model, not a curated record
CGACAACACAACCAACCUUCUGUACGCAGUACCCUCGUGCCCACCAUGACGGCCGUCAAGCCCUCGCCGACCACCUGGACGCUCCGGCUGAAAUCCCACAAGACCACAGUCCUGCUGCACGUCGACCCGCUCUCCACAUUUGCAAACAUCAAGGAGCUGCUGUACCGCACGCUCGAGCAGACGGGACUGAAGCAUGCAGAAACGGGCGAGCCGAUUGCGUUGCCGGAAUCUGCAGCGGAGAUCCAGCUAGGCAGGCCUGUGGAUGUGAAUAAGCCGAAAGAGGGGUUCAAGCUUGGCGAGUGGGAGGUCAACGAUGAGGAUGAUGACAGAGAGGAUGCAAAUGGCAAGAGCAAAAAGGCGGCGAAGAGUAUAUCUCAAUCUCUGAAGGGCGCGGGCCUGAAGGAUAACGCCGUGCUGGCGUUUAGGUGGAAGGGCGACGGCACGGGGUGGGAGAAGGAUGAGGAAGAUGUCAUUGCAAGUUCGAGGGAGAAGAAGGCGUAUCGACGGAUGUGGGGGGUGAAGAUUGCGACUUACGAGGAUAGUUAUGGUGUGCAGAAUACAGGCGAUGUCGGCGGUGGGCAUACGCAAGAGUGAUGUUCGCAGGACAUGGAUGGCUAUCGGGAUCUCUGGGCUAUCUGGAUCUCUGCAUGAGGGGAAUUGCAUGGCAUAUGGCGUUUUCUGACUUCAUUAUUGA